CGGGCGGGGGCGCGCGGAGCGCUGGGCCGGGCCGGGCCGGGAGCACCAUGGACGGGGGCGCGUACGGAGCGGGCAAGGCCGGGGGCGCCUUCGACCCCCAGACGCUGCUGCGCCAGCCGCACACCGUGCUCCGCUUCGUGUCCUGGAUCUUCGCCAUCGUGGUGUUCGGCUCCAUCGUCAACGAGGGUUACCUCAACAACAUCCAGGAGGGCGACGAGUUCUGCAUCUACAACCGCAACCCCAGCGCCUGCAGCUACGGCGUGACGGUGGGCGUGCUGGCCUUCCUCACCUGCCUGCUCUACCUGGCGCUCGACGCCUACUUCCCGCAGAUCAGCAGCGUCAAGGACCGCAAGAAGGCCGUGCUCUCGGACAUCGGCGUCUCGGCCUUCUGGGCCUUUCUCUGGUUCGUGGGCUUCUGCUUCCUGGCCAACCAGUGGCAGGUGUCCAAGCCCGAGGACAACCCGCUCAACGAAGGCACCGACGCCGCCCGGGCCGCCAUCGCCUUCUCCUUCUUCUCCAUCUUCACCUGGGCUGGCCAGGCCUUCCUGGCCUUCAAGCGGUACCAGAUCGGCGCCGACUCGGCCCUCUUCUCCCAGGACUACACGGACCCCAGCCAGGACCCCAACAUGCCUUACACCCCGUACGUGGAACCCAGCGCCGGGCCUGACCCCGCUGGCAUGGGUGGCAGCUACCAGCAGCCGGCCUUCGACGCCGAGCCCCAGGGAUACCAGUCCCAGGGGUACUGAACCUCUGACCGCCGGCUGCUCUGUGGGUGCAGGGGACCUGGGGGGUUCUCCCUGUGUGUGCGUGCGUCCCUUCAGGGAGUUUGGGCUGUCCGGGGGCCCCAGAGCCAGUGAGCUGGGGGACGUGGGGUGUCCCCCGAUGGACUCUCAUCACAGCCCCCUAAAGAUCCCUGCUAGGUGGAGGAAGGACAGGCUGUGGGACGGGUCUCCUGCC
This is a messenger RNA of Suncus etruscus (white-toothed pygmy shrew), 957 nucleotides long. It is a transcript of the gene SYNGR1, whose product is annotated as synaptogyrin 1. The record is from RefSeq and is a predicted model, not a curated record. The transcript has 4 exons. Lineage: Eukaryota; Metazoa; Chordata; Mammalia; Eulipotyphla; Soricidae. Gene Ontology annotation, cellular component: synaptic vesicle membrane; neuromuscular junction. The coding region runs from base 48 to 746 and encodes 232 amino acids.